AACAGAAUUAUCACUAGCGCGCUCAGGGAACUUUCUCAGUGAGAAGCAGAAUCAAAUCCCAGAAGUUGAUGGUUUUGAUCUCUGGCCUCACCUGCAUCAUCAUCAUCUUUCUUUCUCUCUCCUAUGGCUGGUUGGUUUUGCCACUGGGAGAGAUAUCUUGGAUGAAGAACAUUAUUGCUUCUGGAACUGCUUGGAAACUAAAUUGCUGCCAUGAGAAAAACAUCGUGGUUGGUGGACAAAAGUAGAAUAGCAACAAAAAUAAAGAGUGCUUCUGGAGCAUGUGAUCCUGAGAAGGUUAUAUGGAAAAGCAAUCCCACCAGAGCUUGCCCAAGUUGUCAGCACAUUAUUGAUAACAGCGAUGUAGCACAAGAAUGGCCUGGAUUGCCAAAGGGCGUGAAAUUUGAUCCAUCCGAUCAAGAUAUAAUAUGCCACUUGCUUGCAAAAGUUGGUGUGGGAAAUUCAAGAUCGCAUCCUUUCAUUGAUGAAUUUAUCACUACUCUUGAAGUGGAUGAUGGAAUUUGUUAUACUCAUCCAAAACAUUUACCCGGUGUUAAUCAAGAUGGAAGUGCAUCCCACUUCUUCCAUAGAGCAAUCAAGGCUUACAAUACUGGCAAUCGAAAGCGUAGAAAAAUACUUGGUCAGGAUUUCAGUGAUGUCCGCUGGCACAAGACUGGAAGAACUAAACCGGUCAUGUUGAACGGGCUUCAAAAGGGAUGUAAAAAGAUUCUGGUUCUUUAUAUGAGUAAAGGAGGUAAAGCAGAGAAAACUAAUUGGGUUAUGCAUCAAUACCAUCUCGGAACACAAGAGGAUGAGAAGGAAGGGGAGUAUGUUGUCUCUAAAAUUUUUUACCAGCAGCAGCACGUCAAAUCUGGCGAUAAAGAUGACCUGGAUAUUCCUGCAAGCACCCUGGAUAUUCCUGAAAGCACUGAAAACAUUGAAUCAACAGCUGCGCAAGUCCAUCCAGUCACCCCCAAAUCAGUGACCCCUGAUCCACCUUGUAACAAAAGACCACAUUCAAACGUUGAUGUGGGGCUAGAAUCGCAUUUCAUUCCUCAGCAUCCUUCGACGGAUUGUGUAGAAGAUGUAUCUCAAGCAGGUGAAGAGCCAAAAACUGAUAUCCCCAAGGAAGAAGCACAAAUUUGUGAUGAAGGAAUAGAUAAUGAUGAAGACGAUGAUGCAAAUGAAGAACAAAAAUGGUGGGAAAGUGAGUCACAGCAUUUGUUGAAUUCACAACAACUCGUCGAAGCAUUGUCCUUGUGUGAGGACCUCCUUCACAGCCAAUCUCCCAACAGAGAUGACAAAAGUGAAGAACACAAGGACCGACCCAGUCUUUCUGUGUAUGCGCAACUAGGACCAGAGCAUCUGAAAAAGGAUCUUGAAGAGUGCCAAAAUCUUGCUAUCGAUCCCGCAAAUAUAGAACUUGAUACGCCUCCUGAGUUUCGACUCAGUCAGCUGGAGUUUGGUUCACAAGAUAGCUACAUUGCCUGGGGUGGCAGCAAGGAAGAGAACUGAUGGUUCUUCACAUGAGAUAUAGAAAAUUAACCUGUUUUGUAACUACUUUUUGUUGCUGGAAGAAACUUCGGUGUAGUUUAUAGGUGUUGAUUAUUAUGUCCUUCAAUAGAAUUAUGACGUGUGGAGAAAUCAUUUCUAAGGAGUCAACAUUAUGACGCUGAAUCAUUAAAACAUGUUCACAUGUUAUAAUUUAUGGGAGAACUUGAUAAUAGACACCUAAGGAACUUUACCAUGUCUUCCCUAUUGUUGAAAAGUUGCCUUGGUUGAUCAAAGGGAUAUUUUGUACUACUACUCCCUUGAUUUACUACUCAAGCUGUAAUGAAAGUCAGUGAACUUAUCAAGUUAAACAAUGACAUGUGGAUUUGCUGUGUU
Messenger RNA from Prosopis cineraria, 1884 nucleotides. RefSeq names its product SUPPRESSOR OF GAMMA RESPONSE 1. The transcript is spliced from 7 exons. Gene Ontology annotation, cellular component: nucleus. Gene Ontology annotation, molecular function: DNA-binding transcription factor activity; transcription cis-regulatory region binding. Gene Ontology annotation, biological process: regulation of DNA-templated transcription. Lineage: Eukaryota; Viridiplantae; Streptophyta; Magnoliopsida; Fabales; Fabaceae. The record is from RefSeq and is a predicted model, not a curated record. Bases 211 to 1512 code for a protein of 433 amino acids.